AUGGCGCUGUCGGACGAAGACCUGCUGUCGGCGAUCAAGGUGCUGGCCCAGGACUUCCCCUUCAAGGAGGCCUCGGAGUGCCGGGAGUGGACCGACGAACUUGCGAGCAGGUGUGCCGAGCGGUGCGCUGAGAAGGACGCGGAGCCCUUGUCACCCGACGUCUGCAAGGCCAUCCUCCAGUUCGUGUUCAGCGUGGCCGCGCCCCAGGCAGCGGAGCACCGGCCACUCCAGUGGUCGUGCCUGGAGCUCGUGGCUGCCGCGGGGAGGGCCACCGCCAGGCAGGAAGGGGCGGGGAGCCGGGCGGACCUGCACGGCUUCCUCUUCCGCCUCGCCAAGAAGGAGGCGAAGUCCCAGCCGGUCUGGAAGCCGCGCAUGCUGAUCCUGAUGCUGCAGUGGGUUACCCGCUGGAUCCAGGUGUCCGGCUUCGGGAAGGUGCUCGAGGGGCUGGGCGAGGACGCCUUCGACCGGAAGGUGGUCACGUCGUUCGCAGAGGCGCUGUACGGCGAGCUCGGCGCCUCCGACCGAUGGAGGCCCAGAUGGAGCCUCAAGGCUUCGCGGUCCCUGUGCCGGCUGCUGCACCUCUGCCCCCUCUUCGCGGAGCACGCCGCCGGAUGGGUGGCGAAGAAGCCAGAGGAGGCGCCUGCUGUGUUGGUAGCUGCCCUGGGCGCCGAGUCCGUCGCCUACCCAGAGAGUUUCACAGGCCGCGGAGCCCUGGUCGAGGCGUACGCCAAGGGUGUCUUAGAGAGCAAGGGCGCAGCCUCCGACGGCAAUCUGGCCGCUUGGGCCUCGGUAGUCGCCGUGGUCACUCCCGAAGAGUUCGAGAAGCAGUUGCUCCCCCUCGCGCUCCGGAUGACCAAGAGGAACCCUGCAGCGACUGCCGCCUCCGUUCCCUCCAUGGCGUCGCACCUGCGACUGGACCUCUCGGGCCAGAGCAGGGAGCUGCUCGACCCGUACGGGCUCGAGCUCCUCAAGGACAAGGAGAAGCGGCCCCGCGGGCUCCGGCUCGUGAGGUCCGUCGCGCAGGGCUCCAGGGACGCGUGCGCGCUCCUGGCGGUCGUGGAGGCGUGGAUGGAGUCCCUGAAGAAGGCGGGCAAGGUGGACGACAAGCAGGCCAUCCUGCUCGCCACGGCCACGCUCGCCGACGGGCUGGCCCCGGGCGCGUGCGCGGGCGACGCGGCCGAGGUGGUGCGGCGGGUGCUCGACGCGAAGGGCGCCCUGGUGAAGUGCGCCGGGGAAGACGCGAACGAGGAGACCCGCGGGCUCGGCUACCGAGCGGUGGGCUCGCUGGCGUCGCAGCUCCCGGCGGCGGAGAGGGAGGCGGCCGUGAAGGUGCUGCUCAAGCCGCUCUCGGACAAGAAGGCGACGGAUCCCGUGAAGCUCGCAGCGGUCUCCGCGCUCGUCGGCAUCGCGCAGCUGGCAGGCGAGGCGCCCAUGCCGGGGUCAGGAGCCGUGCUCGAGGGCGCACUCCCGCUCGUGACGGUGGGGGCCACCAAGCCCGCACAGCGAUUCCAGAGCCUGCUCGCGUGGGCGGCCUGCGUCAGGUGCUCGGCCGACGACCUGGCCAAGGCGCUGAAGAAGGACCACCUCGUGGUGCUGAAGGACGGCUCGUCGUUCGUGAACUCCGUGGCCACCAUCCUGAAGGCGCCCGCGCCCGAGCUGCACGCCCAGGCCCAGCUGUGGGGAGCCCUGCUCGCCGGCCGGGUCGCGGGCCUGCUGGACCCCGCCGCCGCCGCCCAGGGCCUGGCGGAGAAGGGCUCGGUCCUGUGCAUCCCUCCGGCGCCGUUCGCCGAGGCCCUGCCCACCGCUCGCUCCGCCGUCGUGCUGCUCGCCUGCCUCCACGAGCGGGGCCGCGGGGACGGGGGCCAGGGCGCCGGCGCAGGACGUCCCAGCAGGCCUGCUGAGUCGCCCGCCGCCAGGGCGGGGCUGCUGGAGGCGGCGGCGGGCGCCGGCGGCUUCGAGCCCCUGCUGCUGCUGCUGGCGCAGGCCCUCUUGGCGUGGCUCGCCGAGCUGUCGCAGACGCCGGCCAAGCAACGCCAGGUGUCCAACGCGUCGCUCAGGGACACGCUGCUGGACCUGUGCAGGGCGGCCUCCCGCAGUUCCGUGGCCCCACGCCCGGAAACCCUGGCGCUGCUGGCGCUGGCGGCCCACCACCCGAUGCUGAGCUCGCGGGCGUGGCCGGCGCCCAAGCUCUGGGGCCACCUGUGCAGCGCCGGGCCGCUCGCGGAGCGCGUCGAGCAGGCCCCCGCCGCGCUGUGGCAGGCGGUGCGCACGCUCGUCGGCGCCGCGCGCGCGCUGCCGGCCGCGGACUCCACGGGCUUCCGCCGCGCCGCCUGCGCGCUGGCGGGGGCGCUGGACCCCGGCCGAGCGCCCGCCGAGGGCGCGAAGGAGACUGGAUGCACGCGGAGGUGA
Messenger RNA from Prorocentrum cordatum, 2409 nucleotides. NCBI's taxonomy places the organism in Eukaryota, Dinophyceae, Prorocentrales, Prorocentraceae. The record is from the annotation of a GenBank genome assembly.